This is a messenger RNA of Drosophila pseudoobscura, 553 nucleotides long. RefSeq lists its product as uncharacterized. The record is from RefSeq and is a predicted model, not a curated record. The transcript is spliced from 2 exons. Bases 37 to 465 code for a protein of 142 amino acids. Lineage: Eukaryota; Metazoa; Arthropoda; Insecta; Diptera; Drosophilidae.
GCGAUCGCAGAUCAAGUUCAAAGUCAUCUUCGGCUAAUGGAUAAUGGUGCUUCCGUUGCCGCUGGCGCAGAGAUCGGCCAUAUAAAAGCCGCGGGAGAUCAUCGAUGCCACAGCACACAUCUUCCGUUGAUCGUCGCACAAACACAGCCAGCAAUCAUGAAAUUCCUGAUCAUCGCCGUUGCCUUCCUGGCCUGCGCCUUUGCCGAUGUCUCGGAGCUGUCCGGAUACGAUUACCAGCAGCCGGAGCUGCCCGCCCCCGCUCCAGUGGAGACCUACAUCCCCCCCGCACCGCCAGCACCGGCGCCCGUUGAGAGCUACAUUCCCCCCGCACCGCCAGCCCCCGAGUACAUCCCACCCGCACCCGUCCAGGCCGAGCAGUCCGUGAUCGAGGAGAUCGAGCAGCCCGCCCAGGACGGAUACCGCUACAAGACCGUGCGCCGUCGCGUCUUCCGCCACCGCGCCUAAGUCGCCGGGGGAUUCUGAUUCAGAGACCCUUAUUGUUGGUUCUUCCUAAGAUUGUUCGUUGACUUGAGUGCCGGAUUCGAAUGCCAUC